Coccidioides posadasii C735 delta SOWgp is the source of this 1586-nucleotide messenger RNA. RefSeq lists its product as uncharacterized. The record is from RefSeq and is a predicted model, not a curated record. Lineage: Eukaryota; Fungi; Ascomycota; Eurotiomycetes; Onygenales; Onygenaceae. Gene Ontology annotation, cellular component: fungal-type vacuole membrane.
GUCACGAAUCACACUAGUCACAACUUGGUCCACCUUUGUGCGUACUUAUGGAUACAAACAUUGAUGUACUUGUGUCACUCCUUAUCUGAUUCGGUGAACUGCCCUAUUGGCGGAUCAUAGAACGUAUGGCGCUCCUGGAGGCUACGGCUGGGGAGACUGGAACCUCUGCUCAUGCGGGCCACGCCGCUGAAGAAGCUGUUGCAUCCCAUGGCGUGAAUCAAGAGUUUCCUUCUCAAGAGACUGCAUACCAACCGUGCGGGAAACCCACCGUCAGGCGCUCACCGUUCGGAGGCAUCGCGAGGCAUACACUAGGCGUGCUCCUCCUACUGAUUGUCGUAUUUUUAUGGACCACAUCGAAUUUCCUUGCCAGUACGAUCUUCGCGGAUAAUACCUAUUCCAAGCCCUUCUUCGUGACGUAUCUCAACACUGCAGUGUUCACCUUACCACUUAUCCCAUAUGCAUUACGCAGAGGUUUCCAGUGGUGGAAAGAAACGAGGGCAAACGCGGAUGUCUCACACCAAGCAGAGGAUGGACCAUUAGAAGAAGAAUCGCAUCCAUUUCUGAGCUCGGAGAAUGAGCCCGGUAUUAGACACGAUGCUCCUGGCAAUCCAUCAGCGUCUGCAGAUGGGCUACCUCGGUGUAGCAAGGAAGUUCGCGAAAAAUUGGAUUUCCGGGCGACUGCGCGAUUAAGUCUCCAAUUCUGCCUCUUAUGGUUUGCAGCGAACUAUUUCGCGUACGCAUGCCUGCAGUAUACCACGGUUGGGAGCACAACGAUUUUAACAUCGACAAGUGGGGUAUGGACUCUGAUUUUCGGGGCAACACUCGGUGUAGAGAAGUUUACAGCGCGUAAACUUUUCGGCGUCAUUGCCUCUCUGACGGGAAUUAUUAUUAUCUCUAGGGUUGAUUUAUCUGGAUCCAACGAUGAAAAUCGUGGCUCUUUUCCCUACAAGUCCCCAGCUGAGAUAGCUAUCGGUGAUGCAAUGGCUGCGUUUAGUGCCAUAUUAUAUGGUGUUUACAUUAUAGUGAUGAAGAAGCGGGUAGGCGAUGAAAGCCGGGUGAGCAUGGCCCUGUUUUUCGGGUUGGUUGGCCUUUGGAAUACUUUUAUUAUGUGGCCCGGGUUUUUUAUCUUGCACUUUACGGGACUAGAACCGUUUGCAUGGCCUGACUCACACUUAACAUGGACGAUAAUCCGGACUAAUGCGAUUGUAUCGCUGGCUUCGGAUAUCUGCUGGGCCUAUGCUAUGCUUCUCACUACGCCAUUGGUUGUGACAGUAGGACUCAGCAUGACAAUCCCUUUGUCCCUUAUUGCCCAGAUUUUCAUCCAUGGCCAAUAUUCGACCGUGCUUUAUUGGAUAGGCGCAGCGAUCGUCUUUCUGUCUUUCAUUUUUGUAAACCAUGAGAGCAAGACUGAAGCAGAGUGAAUUGAAGUAUGAAGGGCUGGGCGAUACAAUCAUUUUGCAUGCUGUUUAACCUAGAGAUACCCUUAUAUAUACAUCGGUGGAGCAAAAUCCCACUAGAAAGUACAUGGACGAUCUGGCGGUCGAAUAUCAUAUAUUUCGGAUUCUUAGAGUAAAGCUUCGGGAUGG